CAGAGGGACCGCCGCCUGGGCUCAGCAGGAGAUGUUGUGGUGUGCGCCUGCGCAGUGGAUUUGUCUCCAUAGUAACCAACGCCGAGCCCGGUUGUGUACACAGAGCGCAUGGAGCAGUCCGCGCACCGGGAGGCUGGGGAGACCGUAGGAGGGCAAUGAUGAACCAGAUAUCUUAGCAACAUACACAAUAUCCAUGUCUUUUGUUUCUACCAAGUAAUUAUGGUGCGGCUGACAAUUGAUCUCAUCGCCCGGACCAACAAUCACCUACGCAACAGGAAAGAUGAGACCCUCACCCAGUACUUGAAGAGACUGACACAUCUCAACUUCUCUAGUAAACAUAUUGAUUGCCUUGAUGAUCUAUCUGCUUGCAAAAAUCUCACAGUCUUAUACCUUUAUGACAAUAACAUUAGGGAAAUAAGAAGUCUUGGAUUCCUAACAAGCCUAACUCACCUGUACCUCCAGAAUAACUGCAUAUCCUGUAUAGAUAGUCUGAGCGGGCUCAAGCGACUUGAGAAGCUGUAUUUAGGAGGGAAUUAUCUGACUGUCAUUGAGGGACUGGAAGGUCUUGAGGAAUUGAGGGAACUGCAUAUUGAGGGCCAGAAGAUUCCUUCUGGAGAGAAGUUACUGUUUGAUCCCAGAACCCUUCAUUCCUUGUCUAAGUCUCUAUCUGUACUCAAUAUUAGCAAUAAUAAUAUUGAUGAAUUGAAGGAACUUGCAGUUCUGGAGAACAUAUCCCAACUUGUGGCUGUGGACAACCAUCUUAAUAAUAUUGAGGAUCUGGAAUUUGUUCUGGCUAAAUGGGCGCAGCUAUGGAGGAUGGAUCUCACUGGAAAUCCAAUUUGUCUGAAGCCAAAAUACAGAGAUAAAGUUAUAGUAAUCUCAAAGGCACUGGAAAUCCUGGAUGGUAGAGAAAUCAAGGAAAUGGCCAGACAGUUCUUACUAAACUGGAAAGCCUCAAAAGAUGCCAGGAAGAAAAGCAGAGAAGAGAGUAUGGCCGGUCGAUUAGCAUUUCAGCAAUUGUAUGGUUUUGAACAUCCUCGGUCCAUUCUGCCGGCCCAGUAUCAGAACCAGAGAUAUAUCCAGAAAGACAAGCCUCAAUACUUCCUUAUGCCCCAGAUACAAAGUGAUUACAAACCAAGCCACCUACAAAAAAACCUGGCAAAGAAAACCAUUAAUAUUAGUGAAGAGAUACGACAAUUAGCUGUAAAGGAUCCUACAAGUUCACUGCCUGGACAAGACGUUCUGGAGCCACACCUAUGGAGCCAAGUAGUGCUGUAAGCACAGAAAGAAGAGAGUAGUGCAUUCCGUGUAAUGCUACAUUAAUCAUCUCUACCUAAAUGUCCAGUAAAACAGUCAGCCGGCUCUCCCACUGAAAUCUCUGCAAACAGUCUAAGGAGCUGGUCUACUGACUGUAUUAACUUCUUAAAGGGGUACUCCGCCCCUAGACAUCUUGUCCCCUAUACAAAGGAUAGGGGAUAAGAUGUCUGAUUGCGGGGGUCCCGCCGCUGAGGACCCCCACGAUCCCGGCUGUGGCACCCCAGACAUCCGGUGCACAAACCGAAAUUCGCUCCGUGCCGGAGGAUUGGCAAUGUUGGGCGGAGGCUCGUGACGUCACGUUCACGCCCCACUCGUGAUGCCACGACCACGCCCCCUCAAUGCAAGUCUAUGGGAGGGGGCGUGACGCCCCCUCCCAUAGACUUGCGUUGAGAGGGCAUGACUGUGACGUCAGAAGUGGGGCGUGGCCGUGAUGUCACAAGCCUCCUGAGUUGCACCCCAUGCUCUAAACGAACAGCAGGGUCCCCGACGGCAGGACUCCCGUGAUCAGACAUCUUAUCCCCAAUCCUUUGGAUAGGGGAUAAGAUGUCUAGGGGCGGAGCACCCCUUUAAGACUGGUGCGCUACAGUCUUUACAAUUCAAUGAAAAAUGGCAGCUUUUAUUUACUGUUUGGGAAACAUUGAAGUAAUUGGCAGUUCUGUGCCCCCUUGAUGCUCUGACCUAAAAAAAAAAAAAAUUUUUUU
This is a messenger RNA of Hyla sarda, 2018 nucleotides long. RefSeq names its product protein phosphatase 1 regulatory subunit 42 (gene PPP1R42). Lineage: Eukaryota; Metazoa; Chordata; Amphibia; Anura; Hylidae. Gene Ontology annotation, molecular function: protein binding. The record is from RefSeq and is a predicted model, not a curated record. The transcript has 9 exons. The coding region runs from base 220 to 1278 and encodes 352 amino acids.